Molecule: messenger RNA, 600 nt
Organism: Brenthis ino (lesser marbled fritillary)
Lineage: Eukaryota; Metazoa; Arthropoda; Insecta; Lepidoptera; Nymphalidae
Source: the annotation of a GenBank genome assembly
AUGGAUGUAAUAGAAGGAAUGAAACUUUAUGCAGCAUCGAAGAAAGGCAUUUUUGCUUCACCACUGGCGUUGUUCGACGAAAGAAAAUCAAAAUGCAAUCUUCCUGUGGAGAGAUUGGGCUAUGCCCCAGUCAUAGCCGUGAUGGCGGCUCUGCUUUGUGCUUUCGUUGCGGGGGGUCACACGCUCUUGCGUUGUUUACCGUCUCCUGCCCAAUCGUUCUUCAUAUUCAACGCUAAUGAGGACAACCGUCUGUGUAUCGAUCCCUUAUUGGCGCCUAAAGAACAUGCUCCGGAUAUAGAUCAUUUCCCUCGAGUAUCUGUUAUACCGGUAAGUUUAUCUUCUUCGAGUGAAAAUGAAGAAGAAAAUUCUCAAGUUAUUAAAAUGCACAGACUACACAGAGAAGGAGAAAGUAGUUCAAGGGAUAAAGAACUAAUGUCUGAAUCCGAUGCACCUUCAAGUAGUCGAAUGGAAAUCCCCGAACCAGAAAGGAAGAAUACAGUAAGAUCACUGACAGAAAAGUUACAGGGUAGGUUUAAGUUUGUGACUAAAUAUGCUUCAAAGAAAAGUACAUACGAGAAAAACGCAAAAACGUUUGAUCUG